Molecule: messenger RNA, 324 nt
Organism: Podospora pseudocomata
Lineage: Eukaryota; Fungi; Ascomycota; Sordariomycetes; Sordariales; Podosporaceae
Exons: 2
Coding region: 1-324 (107 amino acids)
Source: RefSeq, a predicted model, not a curated record
AUGCCGCAAAUGAUGAGGGACGUGGAUGAUGAGAUGUCGGAACAGGCUGCCGAGAGUAAGUUGCUUCAUGAAACGGGCAAGCGCAGUGCUGGUAUUAAGCCUGGUCUUGGUGGCAACAAGGACAGUGGUGUCGCCGGGGACAUCGUCAAGGUCGAGAUUAGUGAUGUCAGCAUUAGUGCCAACGCCAUCAACUGCCGUAGUAUCGCAACCAACAAGGGCGAUGCUGGCAAUGAUGGGAAAGUCACUGGUCAAGAGCUCAAGGCUCAAGGUCAUAGUCGCCAAGUUCAAGUGGGCAACUGGGAAGCGCAAAAGGGACCUGGCUGA